Pogona vitticeps (central bearded dragon) is the source of this 2369-nucleotide messenger RNA. RefSeq names its product trafficking protein particle complex subunit 3L (gene TRAPPC3L). Gene Ontology annotation, cellular component: TRAPP complex. Gene Ontology annotation, biological process: Golgi vesicle transport. The record is from RefSeq and is a predicted model, not a curated record. NCBI's taxonomy places the organism in Eukaryota, Metazoa, Chordata, Lepidosauria, Squamata, Agamidae.
UGGUUUUGCCUAGAUAAAAAGGAGGAAAGCCAGUACAGGGAAGGGAAAAUGCUACCCAAGGAAGAAAGAAUAUAAACGGGACCAUAUACAGCCCCCUGCUGAAGAAAAAUGUCACAGCCGCCAAAUAGAAGACCAGAGAACCCCAAAAUAAGCCGAGAACUUUUUGUCCUCACCUACGGUGCCUUGGUGGCCCAGUUGUGCAAGGACUACAAAAGUGAUGAAGACGUGAACAAAUAUUUGGAUACCAUGGGAUACAACAUCGGCAUCAGGUUGGUUGAAGACUUUUUGGCUCACUCUGCGGUAAAGAAGUGCCGGAGUUAUUCUGAAACUGUGGAUGUCAUUGCACAGGUUGCUUUUAAGAUGUAUCUGAAUGUUACCCCAACUGUGACCUGCAGUAACCGAGGGGGAAAUGAGUUCUCCCUCAUUCUGGACAAGAAUCCCUUAGUGGAUUUCGUGGAAGAGCUACCAGCAGGGCGAUCUUCACUUUGCUAUUGCAAUCUCCUAUGUGGUGCCAUUAGAGGGGCUCUGGAGAUGGUACAUCUAGCUGCUGAAGUCAUUUUCCUUCAAGACAUUUUGCAAGGGGACGAUGUGACAGAGAUUGGAAUCAUGUUCUUAAAGAAGACUGAAGCCAAGAAGCACAAAAAGAAAUAAAGGAAACCAGCAGGUGAAGCCACUGCCUAUGGAUAGUUAAUCUUUUGACCCCUUGUACCUUCUUGGAAAGAGAAUCUCCUCAAUCAAGAAAAGGCCAAUCCACAAAGGAUAGACUGUGGGUGGAUCGCUUUUGGGAUCAGGCUGUGCAUGCCAUAAAGGUUUGUUAUGGGGAGCAAAUUUGUUUCUACGAGCCAAGAUCAUUAUAAACGAUACUUCCCAGCGGAUCAGCAAGAGCCGAGACCCAGGUGUUUACAGGCAUCCCUGCUCCUCAACAAUAUCCCUGCAUGUUUCAGUUAUGAGAUGGAUCUCUGUUUCCUUUGCUUCCACCACAGGGGAAGCUCAGGCUUUCCCGAGGUCUGAGGUGGGAAGAAAAGCGCGCACACACACCCAUUGCAACAGUUGGGACUAGGGAUCCAUCAUACUGGAAACACUGUACCCGAUGGCGGCAGCAUCUUCCAUGUCAAAGCACAAAUGAUUAUUCUGGAACACUUGCCUACAAUGCCUGAUUCUGAAAACUCCUCAGAAACAGGCACUUUGUAAAUAGCGCAGAGCAGCAGUGGCUCUCCUGAGCGGCAGGAGCCCCAUCCCUUCCAUCUGGGAUGAUGGCCUCAUUCUGGUUUAAGAUUAGGGCUAGCCCAGUUCAACCAAGAGGUUGUAUAAAGGCUAUGAGAAGCAUGGUUGCCAGGCAGUAGAACUCAUACACUGAACUGAGAACAGAUGAAAUUAUGUGGAAAUGAACAGGAAUUUUCAAAGCAGAAGAGACACGUAUGUCCACUUGAGUGCAUAUAGAUUUUUAGAUUGUGGCUUCCUUUUCUUUUACAGGCAGAGUUCUUUUUAAAAAAAACCACCAAAAAGGCUAAUAUUUCCACUUAAUCAGAGAAAAGGUCACUUUGGGUAAAUGUUUCAUUUAAGCAUUCAUUGACAGAAAUCCAGUAGUGUAACGUAUACCACAUAAACCUGAUGACAUCCUCAGCUGUGAUGAUAUUUUUGGAAAUUAAAACCUUCUGGUUCUACCCCUACACAAAGAUCCUUGAGCUCCCAGGAGGCCACUGGACCCUUGGCAUCAGUAAAACCAUCCCUGAAGAGGUGGUUUUGGGGAGUUAAAGACUCCUCUUCCUAUACUGCAGUCUCCAAUGGCUUCCCUGACAGGAAAGUGAGCCCAAGGGAACCUAGGGACCUUUGGGAUGAGAGGUUUAAAAAGUUUUGAUUUCUGAAAAGCCACAGAGGCUGAUGAGCUCUAAGCAACAGGAUUUCAGCCACUGAGUGUGCUUAGAGAUAGACCCAACCUGGCACAUGAGCUCAGUCCAGAUGCUCUCCUUGUAGUCCCUUCCACGCUGGUUUUGACAGGGCUGGAAAUCUGCCAGGAGCUUCUGUUAUUUUCCCAUCCCCUCCUCUUCUCCUCUCACGUGCUGUGGUCUGUUCCUUUCCCAGUUUUCAUUCUUGCAACAUCUGAUUUGGACAACUUUGGCAGUUGCUUGGCAUUUUGUUUUGGAAACAUUGCUAAUCAUAGUUUGCCCAGCACUGGCAAAAUGAUCAAGAAUGUAAAUCCACAAAGACAAUCCACCAAGUGAGAGAAGGGAAUCCAUGCACAGGAGGAGAAAGAAGUGAACAAAUCAUAUGAAGAUCCUUCAUCCUCAAACAGAAGUGUGAGAUCUGAAUUGAGCCUCUAAGUAAAUUUCAGCAAUUUUCAAUAUAAUGUGAAAUCUGUUUGGCAGUUU